Messenger RNA from Suillus bovinus, 1011 nucleotides. RefSeq lists its product as uncharacterized. The transcript has 5 exons. The record is from RefSeq and is a predicted model, not a curated record. Lineage: Eukaryota; Fungi; Basidiomycota; Agaricomycetes; Boletales; Suillaceae. The coding region runs from base 1 to 1011 and encodes 336 amino acids.
AUGUCCAACAGAUCCAAUCUUCCGGUAUGCUUACUCACCAUCAAAGUCACCAAGGACGACAUGAUCACAUUAAUUGGUGCCGACCCCUGCGAGUUCGCCAAGGAAAAGUUGGGCAAGUACGUCAAGAGCAUCCCAGAUGAUUGCAGUACAAAGGGUGAUAUCUCUAUCAUCGUGAACUCAACCGGCGAGAUUGAAAAACUACUCAAGCAUGUGAUUCGUGCACAAGACAAGAUCCUAAAUUUCUGUGGUAUCUCACCUGAGUGGCAUGCCGCUGACGUGGUCUCUCGAUUCUUGAAGACCACAGCCGCAUACUUGGAGGACAUUCAGCUUCUUGAAAUGUCCGGAGGAAUUUGGCUUGAUGUAUUCCCUGAGCCAAGGCCAGCUACAGUGCCACCUAUCGGGCCGCUGACCAGGGACAAGCUUGUGAUCAUGGAUCAGGCUGAAGCCAAGCGAAAAAAGAAAUUAGAGAACCGUUUCAAAAAUAGCCUCAGGUCUAUGAAGAUGGGACGGCAAGCAAAGGCUGAGGCAGCAAAUGUCUUCAAUGCGGUGCUGAAGAGUGUUACCGAAUGUGAAAAGCCGACACGUUCCCUUCAGGAAGUCAAGGCGUAUUCCAAACUUUACUACCAGAGGCGUGUAAAGGUCAUGGUUGAUGACAGACUAAAGGCAGAAGCUGAGGUGCUACAAGCCGAGAACAAGGCACUUACUAAUGGGAUGCGUGUAGCCAUUGCCAAAAAGGUGGCAGCGAACCUCUUCGAAGGAGAGACAAAUGAAGUUAAGGCGGAGGUACGGAAGUACAUCGAGGAUGCGAAGAUGCAUAGAGACAACGAGAAGGAGGGAAUGUGGAGCGAAGACAAUUAUGGGAGAAAUAUUGAAAAACUCGCCACUAUGGUCAAUAAAUUCUUGACCGGACUUGCGGAUGCGACAGGGUUUUCGUUCUCCCUCCUCGCAGGUGACCCUUCUCCAGAGCUUGGUGGAUUGAUUGAUGUCUAUAGAUACGAAGUUUUCAUGUAG